AUGCUGGCUGACUCCAAGUAUGGACGCUUUCGCAAUGAGUCUGUAACUUCAUCAGAGGAACAGACAACUCUGCCAGCCGGAGCUAUGAGUGGACAAGUGGAUCCUGGUACACAAAGCACAUCUUCAUCAUUGGGUCAACCAUUCUCAGAACCUCAAUGCCCAGAAGAGCAGGAUGUAGCUACAACCUUCUGCAUGAUGAUACCCAGGAUGGGACAAUGGAAAUUCUCAAGUCCUGCAGCUUUCCUCAGCCGAUCCCCAUCUAGUGCUAGCAAGGAUCUGUCCCUGGAAAAGUCAGGAGCUUCUGGGGGCCUAGGAUCAGUAUUUGGAGCCUGUGAUCCUGUUUGUUCGACACCUUGUACUCUGCAGGUGAUAAACCGGUUGCGAGGAGGAGCAGGAGGAGGAGGCAGAAAAGCUUCUCGGACAGAAACAUAUAAAUUGCCAGGGGAAGAAUGGACUCGUAAAGGGACUUUGAUCAGCAAACCAGCUCAGGGAUGGCUUCAUCCUGAUGAUCGAUUGCAAGGACCUGGAGUAUCUUAUAUUGUGAGGUACAUGGGAUGCAUUGAAGUUCUACGUUCCAUGAGGUCUCUGGAUUUUAAUACAAGAACCCAAGUGACAAGAGAAGCCAUCAACAGACUUUAUGAGGCUGUUCCUGGUGUGCGAGGGACCUGGAAGAAGAAGGUGCCUAAUAAAUCUCUAGCUUCAAUCUUGGGUCGAAGUAAUCUUCGUUUUGCAGGAAUAAGCAUUGCUGUAAAUAUAUCCGUCGAGGGACUGAAUCUCAGUAUACCAACCACUCGUCAGGUUAUUGCCAGUCAUCACAUGCAAGCAAUCUCAUUUGCAUCAGGCGGGGAUGUGGACACAACAGAUUAUGUGGCAUAUGUGGCCAAGGACCCUAUUAAUCAGAGAGCCUGUCAUAUUCUGGAGUGCUGUGAUGGGUUGGCUCAAAGUGUGAUCAGCACUGUAGGACAAGCCUUUGAGUUGAGGUUCAAACAGUUCCUGCACAGUCCCCCCAAAGUGGCAGCACCCCCAGACAGGGUAGUGGUUGGGAGCGAAGAGCUGGCAUGGGCAGCAGAGGAGGAUCAGAAUUCUGAACACAACUAUUACAAUAGCAUACCGGGCAAGGAACCACCGCUUGGGGGAGUACAAGAUUGCAGAGUUAGGGAUCCAGGUGCAACACCCCAGCACCAGCCUAGUACACAGAUAGCAAAUACUGAGCAGUGGACACAGAUGGGAUCUCCAGCCAGAAAAGCACCAGUAACACAUUCUGGAUCACAGUGGGAAUUGGAAGACCAUGGGCCAACAAAUGAUAUAUACCGUGGAGGCAAUUGUCGUGGUUUAGGGCUAAGGGACUAUGAGGAGCACAUGUAUGUCAACACACAGACCCUUGAUGAAUUAAAUACAGAUAAAGAGCCCUAUAUGAUCCCAGAGGAUAGUCCAAAGAAGGAUAUCUUUGAUAUGAGACCAUUUGAAGAUGCUUUAAAACUCCAUGAAUCAAAUCUAUCAGCAUCCCAAAAACUGGAAGAUCAGUGGCCAAGUCCACCAACAAGGAGAGCACCAGUUGCCCCUACAGAAGAACAACUCAAAGGAGAACCGUGGUACCAGGGUAAAAUGAGUAGGAGGGAAGCAGAGAAGCUUCUACAGAGAGAUGGCGACUUUUUGGUGAGAGAUAGUAUCACUAACCCAGGCCAGUAUGUCCUGACUGGCAUGCACAGAGGACAACCCAAACAUCUCCUACUGGUGGAUCCAGAAGGAGUGGUCAGAACAAAAGAUGUGCUGUUUGAGAGCAUAAGUCAUCUGAUCUCCUAUCAUCUACAUAACCAACAGCCAAUUGUGGCAGCAGAGAGUGAACUGCACCUGAGGCAGGUGAUAGCACGAAGAGUAACAUCUUAGGCUCAACUCUGUUUGGA
This is a messenger RNA of Bufo bufo (common toad), 1904 nucleotides long. It is a transcript of the gene SHC2, whose product is annotated as SHC adaptor protein 2. Lineage: Eukaryota; Metazoa; Chordata; Amphibia; Anura; Bufonidae. Gene Ontology annotation, molecular function: receptor tyrosine kinase binding. The record is from RefSeq and is a predicted model, not a curated record. The coding region runs from base 1 to 1887 and encodes 628 amino acids. The transcript has 13 exons. Gene Ontology annotation, biological process: cell surface receptor protein tyrosine kinase signaling pathway; intracellular signal transduction. Gene Ontology annotation, cellular component: plasma membrane.